This is a messenger RNA of Hirsutella rhossiliensis, 693 nucleotides long. RefSeq lists its product as uncharacterized. The record is from RefSeq and is a predicted model, not a curated record. Lineage: Eukaryota; Fungi; Ascomycota; Sordariomycetes; Hypocreales; Ophiocordycipitaceae. The transcript has 2 exons. The coding region runs from base 1 to 693 and encodes 230 amino acids.
AUGGGCAAGUCCAACCUCACCUUUUUCAACAUGCUUGGUCUCGAAGUGCGAGAAGAAGAAGCACAGCGACUGGCAAAGCAACGACAGCGUUGGCAUAGAAGUCGACAGCGAAGGAACUUGCGCGAUUUCGUGUGCAAAGACAACGGUGCCGGAGAGCCACUACUCACAUCGGGGUCUUUGGCGUCAAACUCCAGCGGCAGCUCCUACCGAGACGAAAAGACCGGCAUCGACGACUACGGAGCGCGGAAAUAUAAAUCAGAUAAAGGCCCUCGGCGGCAGUCCGUCUCGGACAGGGCAGUCCAUUGCAGCACGGCAGUAAACGAUACGAUGAGCUACUCGUCGUGUCACUGCUGCGGCGUGCACAUUCACCUGCCUCAAAACUUUCACCCUUAUGUAUUUGCUGCCCAUUUGAAGAGCGCAGUUCCAGCGGUAGAUGACUUUAUGCGCAGCCUCAGGUCACUGCGGAACGAGUUGGACUUAUGCGAUGGGUUGGGCAAGAGCCAUGCUGCCGGCGCCGUUGCUGGCGACCAGGGUCGCCAUCGCGGCGCUAACUCGGAGCGCCAUGGCAUUCGCAUAUGCUCGAAAGACGUGGCCGAUGGCCAUGCCGGUCACGAACAGUCCGAUACAAAUGCCGAUGGCAGUACGCGAGAAAAAGAGGCGGUCGAGGACACGCUCGCUCGACUUGAUCUAUAA